GAACCGGAAGCUUCUUGUGGAGGCGAGUCCGCUGAGUGAAACCUAGCAGAGCCGGCUGCGGCGGUUCCUCACCCCUCCUGUGUGAGCGGCCGUUUGCUGGACCCUUCCCCCGGUCCCGGCAGCCGCUUCUGCUCCGGCCCCUUCCUAUGUUCAGGGAAAGCGGGUUGGUAGCAGCCCCGUCUCGUUCUAGCGCCAGGAGCUGCCGCCUCCGCCCGGCCCGAGAGCCGCCGCCCCGUCAUGUCUGAGCUGAGCCAGGAGCUCGUCCACCUGGUGUGGGGCAAGAAAGCCGGGCCCGGCGGGCUCGCUGAUACCAUCUUCUGCCGCUGGGCGCAAGGGUUUGUAUAUAGUGAAUCUGAAUCCACUGCAUUAGAACAAUUUGAAGGUGGCCCUUGUGCGGUGAUUGCACCCGUUCAGGCAUUCCUUUUGAAGAAGCUCUUCACCUGUGAGAAGUCUGCUUGGAGAGAGUGUCAAGAGGAAGAACAGAAGAACCUCCUUUGUCAUACGUUAUGUGACAUUUUAGAGAUGGCUUGCUCUGAUAAUUCUGAAUCCUACUCUUUGGCAACAUGGAUAAGAGGAAAAACAACUGAAGAGACUGCUAGUAUUUCUGAGAGUCCGGUCGAGUCAAGUCAUCAAGAGGAACAACCCUCUGCCUUGGCUGCCGAAGAGCUUGGCUUUGAGCGAUUUCAUGCAUUAAUUCACAAGCAAUCAUUCCAAAGCUUUCCAGAACUAAAGGAUGCACUAUGGGAUCAGUAUUCAGUGUGGACAAAUAAAUUUGGAGUAUUGCUCUUUCUGUAUUCUGUGAUAUUGACAAAGGGUAUCGAAAACAUAAAAAAUGAAAUUGAAGAUUCCACAGAGCCAUUGAUAGAUCCUGUUUAUGGCCAUGGCAGCCAAAGCUUAAUUAACCUCUUGUUGACGGGGCAUGCAGUUUCUAAUGUGUGGGACGGAGACAGAGAAUGCUCAGGAAUGAAAUUACUUGGUAUACGUAAGCAGGCAACUGUAGGUUUUUUGACAUUAAUGGAAUCUCUAAGAUACUGUAAGGUUGGCUCCUACUUGAAAUCUCCAAAGUUCCCUAUUUGGAUACUUGGCAGUGAAACACAUCUCACGGUCUUUUUUGCCAAGGAUUUGGCCCUUGUUGCUCCUGAAGCUCCUUCGGAACAAGCCAGAAGAGUUUUUCAAACCUAUGACCCAGAAGAUAAUGGAUUUAUACCUGAUACCCUUCUAGAAGAUGUAAUGAAGGCGUUGGACCUUGUAUCAGAUCCUGAAUAUGUAAAUCUCAUGAAGACCAAAUUAGACCCAGAAGGACUAGGAAUCAUAUUACUGGGUCCCUUUCUGCAAGAAUUCUUCCCUGAGCAGGACUCCAGGGUUCCAGAGUCAUUCACUGUAUAUCACUACAAUGGAUUGAAGCAGUCCAAUUAUAAUGAAAAGGUCAUGUAUGUAGAAGGCACAGCAGUUAUUAUGGGCUUUGAAGAUCCAAUGCUACAGACUGAUGAUACUCCAGUAAAGCGCUGUUUGCAAACCAAAUGGCCAUAUAUAGAAUUACUCUGGACCACGGAUCGAUCUCCUUCAUUAAAUUGAUGUGUUUAGAAGAAAUACUAUAUUACUGUCUAAUGCUUUACUGGGGGAUUAAGAAUUGGCAUUUGCUGAAAGCAGUAUACUUAACUGUAUGAAACUGUACACUGCUAUCAUUGAUAAAUUGUAAAUAAUGAUUACAAACACUUUUCAGUGUUAAUUGAAAUAUUUACUUUUUUUAAUCAGAUUGAUUUCUCUUUACAAUAGUUUGUCAUUUUUUUGGCCAUUGUGGUAGUAUUGUGAGUUCUGUUCUUUUAAAAAAGGCCUACUUAUACCAUCUGAAUUUGCCAUCUCAAAGAUUUGAAAAAUGUCUAAAACUGCAGUAUCUGCAAGUUAGGUAUCAAAUUAAUCUUUCAACAGUAAAGUCAUUCUCUGUUUGCUUCCUCUUGAAUCUUUUGGGCACGUUUUAUUAUUUAAAUUAUACUGGCUUAUGUUACAGUAUCAAUUUGUGGUCUGGACUGGCCUUGCACUGAAUGUUUAAAUGAGCUUAAACUCUCUGCAGUUUUUUUUUAAAUUUGGCUCUAACUAAACAACUUUUACAAAAAUGGUAAAAUUGGGAAUAAUUUCUAGGCUCCUACUAAAUAUAAAUCAUAAAAGCCGUUUCUAGGCAGUUGUAUAUUGCUAUGGCUUAGCUAUCUGGCAUGUUAAAAGUGAAGACAGUAUGAGGAAAAAUAAGUGUGUUAAUAUUUAUUCAAAGUUGUAUAAAGGAAAUGUAAAAAAUCAACAGCAGGAAGAAUUUGUUCUAUAAUCUUUAAAUUGUUCAGAUAUAUAGUAUUGCCAAAUACCUCUUCUCAGUUUGUCCAAACAAUGUAAGCCAGCUUUAUUGUAUGUGUUAAGUGCAUGAGAACAUCUGUUAUUACAUGAGUAUAUGCCUUUAUUUAUUAUCUAGUUGUUAGCCCUAAAUAAAAACUUUUCCCUGAACUAUGA
Molecule: messenger RNA, 2496 nt
Organism: Caretta caretta (loggerhead turtle)
Lineage: Eukaryota; Metazoa; Chordata; Testudines; Cheloniidae
Gene: MINDY3
Product: MINDY lysine 48 deubiquitinase 3
Biological process (GO): protein K48-linked deubiquitination
Molecular function (GO): K48-linked deubiquitinase activity; cysteine-type deubiquitinase activity
Source: RefSeq, a predicted model, not a curated record